This is a messenger RNA of Drosophila obscura, 4188 nucleotides long. RefSeq lists its product as uncharacterized. The transcript has a single exon. Gene Ontology annotation, molecular function: metal ion binding; single-stranded DNA endonuclease activity; nucleic acid binding. NCBI's taxonomy places the organism in Eukaryota, Metazoa, Arthropoda, Insecta, Diptera, Drosophilidae. Gene Ontology annotation, cellular component: mitochondrial inner membrane; nucleus. The coding region runs from base 31 to 4050 and encodes 1339 amino acids. The record is from RefSeq and is a predicted model, not a curated record. Gene Ontology annotation, biological process: apoptotic DNA fragmentation.
GCUUGUCAUAACAGUCUCUAAAGCUUCGCGAUGAGGUUGUGUCUCUGCGCGAUUGUUGUCCUUGCGCUGCUCGCCGCCAGCCCUGGAUAUGUAUCCGCGCGUUUGUCAAGAAUACUUCCACAACCCUACGUCGAGGGCGAUGAGGGCGUGACAGUUAAGGGAGAAUGCGAAUUUAAGGUCAAUGGUGAUCUGAAUGAUCCAGUGCCGCUCUUUUCGCGUCAUAGCUCUUUCGAAUUGAUCGUUCCUGAUCCCACGGAUGCCGUGCGUUUAGUCAAUGGGGAACUCCUGGAUAUGUUUUGUCCGGGCGCGGGUUUCGCGGCUCCCUUUGAGAACCGCUCUCAGGUGACGGCCCAGUGUCUGCAGCAGAAAUACUUCCUGGUGGAUGGACUCAUCUAUCCGUUUAUAAACUUCACCUGCGCUGACUGGCCCACUUUCACCGCCCUUCGCACCGGCAGGGAGUGCAACGGAGGCACAGAUCUGGUACAAGUGGGGUUCGCGCUGGAGGAUGGUGGCUUUUUGCAGACCUACGAUGUUUGUCACGACGAAGAGUCGGAAGUCACGCGCUAUGUGCAUCAUGUGCUAUAUCCCUCCAGCUACGACUAUCAGCAUGGAGUCGGCCGACCAAGCUUUAUCGAGCUGGACUUUUACGGAGGACGUGAUGUGAACACGAAGUAUACUCAGGUGCAGCAGAACAUUACCAUAAGCGAAAUCCUGGGCCUCGAUGCCUCGCACUACUUCAACUAUACUGAGGAUCGCAUCCUGGCCCGGGGCCACAUGACUGCCAAGACGGACCACAUAUUUGCAGCCCCUCAGAGAUCCACUUUUCUCUUCAUCAAUGUCGCUCCCCAGUGGCAGAGCUUUAACGGAGGAAACUGGGAGCGGGUGGAGUCGAGUGUCCGCAAGUUUGUGGCCGAUCGCAAUAUUACCACGGACUGUUAUACGGGCACGUGGGGAGUAUCCACACUGCCAGAUGUGGACGGCAUCGAAAAGGAGCUCUAUCUGGACUUCGAUGAGAACAACAACGGCUUGAUCCCCGUGCCAAUGCUGUACUUCCGUGUCAUCAUCGACCGGGAGAGUCGCGAGGGCAUUGUCCUCGUCGGAGUUAACAAUCCGUAUGCCAGUCUGGACAAAAUAGAAAGCGACUAUGUCCUGUGUGAGGAUAUUGGGCAUCAGCUGAGCUGGGUGUCCUGGUACAAGGAAGAUCUGCACGAGGGCUACUCGUACGCUUGCACUGUUGAGGAUUUCACGAACGUGGUCAAGGACCUCCCGCUGGGCGAUCUUCAAACGAACGGUGUCCUGGGCCUGGACGACCUGACGACGGUUGCCCCUUCUACAACAACGGAAGAUAAUGGAAGCACAACCCCGCCAGAUUCAACUACAGAUCUACCAAGUUCAACCACUGAUCUCUCAACCCCUGCUGCUUCGUCAACAACAGAACCACCAGUUUCUUCUACAACUGAUCUUCCUAGCUCAACUACAGUAUCUCCCACCUCAGAACCUGCAUCAACUACAGUAUCUCCCACCACAGAAACAGACUCAACUACAGCCAUUCCCACCACAGAACCUGCAUCAACUACAGUAUCUCCCUCCACAGAACCCGCAUCAACCACAGUACCUCCUACCACAGAACCUGCAUCAACUACAGUAUCUCCCACCUCAGAACCUGCAUCAACCACAGCCAUUCCCACAACAUCUUCCCCACCUGUAACCUCCAGCACCACUCCCACUCCCACGCCCCCCCAAUGCCAGUUCAACAUAAAUGGCGGUCUUAAGGACCCUGCUCCAUUGCUGACACCCCAGGGAGCUCUUAGCUGGCUCCUGCCCGAUGAACGCGGUGUGUACGCGGUGGACGAAGGAUCCUCCAUUGAUUUGCACUGUACAGGAGCCCUGGCCAGCCCCUUGAAUCGAUACACGGCUGUCACGGCUCGCUGUGUAGGUGAUCAGAUGUACGAGGCAGAGGAUCAGAAGUUGAACAUUCGAGGUUUCGUUUGCCAAAGCUGGCCCACAUACGAGGCGCAGCGAUCGGGAGAGGCCUGCGAGGGAGGAACAGAUCUAGUACAGAUCGGGUUCGAUGUGGCCGCUGGUGUGCUUCCCCAGCUGGAGAUCUGUUACGAUGCAGACGCACAGAUCACUCGAUAUGCGAGGUACGAGCUGACACCAGCGAACGUGGCCUACCAACGGGGCGUCGCCCAACCGGGCUAUCUGAGAGGGGACUUUUACGCCACCGGAAAGGACGUGAACCUUCUGUACGGUCAGACCAAUCAGCUGGAGGCGUUUAGUGACGCCCUGGGGCUGGAUGCCAGCCAGUACUUUGACAGCUCUCGCGAUCUCUAUCUGACGCGAGGACAACUGGCAGCUAGACACGACUUCGUGCACGGAUCAGCCCAGAGAGCCACCCACUUCUACGUGAAUGCUGUCCCGCAGUGGAGGAGUGCCAGCAUUGGCAACUGGCUGGCGGUGGAGUCUAGUCUGCGUCAGUUUGUGGCGGAUCGAUCCCUCAAUGUGAGCGUGUUUGCCGGCAGUUGGGGGAUCUCUACCUUGCCAAACGUGGAGGGGACUCAAACGGAUCUCUAUCUGAAUGCUGACACAAAGCAACUCCAAGUUCCCAAAAUACUCUAUCGCAUAGUCAUCGAUCAGGAGAGUCGGCGUGGAAUCGCCCUGGUGGUGGUCAACAAUCCGCACAUCUCCUUGGACGAAACCCUUCAGGACUAUGUAAUCUGCGAGGAUGUGGGUGCGCAGUUGGACUGGCUGGACUGGCAGAAGGCUGAUCUCCUGCAGGGCUACUCCUACGCCUGCGCAGUGGAGGACCUUACCAAUGUGGUCAAGGAUUUGCCCCUGGAUCAGCUGCACACCACGGGUAUUCUGGGUCUCAGUGAGCAGUCUCUGGCAGAUGAGCUCUGCAGCUUUCGUGUGAACGGGGACCUCAAGGAUCCGGCUCCGCUCUUCGUGAUUCGCAACAAGUUGGGUGAGGCCCGCUAUCUGGAGCCAAACUUGGAGGGCUUAGCCCAGCUCAAACAUGGUGAGGCGUUGGAGCUGCACUGCCUCAAGAACUUCGUGGCACCAUUCGUGGGAUACAGUCGCUUGACGGUCACGUGCUGGCAGGAGCAGAGCUUCCUGCUUCUGGGCAGUCUGUAUCAGCUGCAGGACUUUGUCUGCCCCUCCUGGCCGAGUUAUACUGCUCGGCGAACCACUCGUCAGUGCAACGGAGGCACAGAUCUGCUGGAAGUGGGCUUCCAGCUGUCCUCUGAUGACGAUUUCCUUCAAACCUAUGAUGUCUGCCACGAUGAGCUGGCCGAGGUGACUCGCUAUGUCCAUCACGUGCUCCAUCCGGGCAGUGCGCAGUACCAGCGGUCCGUGGCAAGACCCAGCUUUGUUACGGGCGACUUUUACGACGGCAAGAACGUCAACCAGAUGUACACCCAAGUGCAGCAGAACAUCACUGUCAGUGAGAUCCUGGGCCAGGAUGCCUCGCCAUACUUCAACAUCAGCGGGAAUGUGUACCUGGCCCGCGGACACCUCUCGGCCAAGACGGACUUCGUCUUUGGGGCCGCUCAGAUGGCCAGCUUCCUUUUCGUGAACGUGGCCCCUCAGUGGCAAACCUUCAAUGCCGGGAACUGGGAGCGCAUCGAGGACAGUGUGAGGAAGUUUGUGGCCGAUCAAAACAUCACAGUGGAUUGCUACACAGGCACUUGGGGUGUUUCCACCUUGCCCGAUGUCGCAGGCGUUGAGCGGGAGCUCUAUCUGAACUUCGACGAGAACAACAAUGGAUUGAUCCCCGUUCCAAAGUUGUACUUCCGAGUGAUUAUCGAUCGGGAGAGCAGGAAGGGCAUUGUCUUGAUCGGCGUGAACAACCCGCAUGCUGAUCUCGAGCAAAUCGAACAGGAAUACAUCAUUUGCGAGGACAUUGGCCAGCAAUUGACUUGGGUCAGUUGGACCAAGGAGGAUCUGAAGAAAGGUUACUCCUAUGCCUGCGCAGUGGAAGAUUUCACGGCGGUUGUCAAGGACCUGCCACUGGAUGAUCUGCAGGUGAACGGAGUGCUGGGGAUCUGAGAGCUACGAAAGUUCACUCAAUUCUUUGAGAGAAAUGAGUUCGAAAUAUCACGAAUUUCUUAAUUUAUAACCAAUAAUACUAUAAUACUAAUACAAUAAUACAAGUACUUAAUAUCAAUGUUGUUUUGGCUGCACGAA